Eufriesea mexicana is the source of this 1543-nucleotide messenger RNA. RefSeq names its product U3 small nucleolar RNA-associated protein 18 homolog wicked (gene wcd). The record is from RefSeq and is a predicted model, not a curated record. Lineage: Eukaryota; Metazoa; Arthropoda; Insecta; Hymenoptera; Apidae. Bases 1 to 1530 code for a protein of 509 amino acids. Gene Ontology annotation, biological process: rRNA processing. Gene Ontology annotation, cellular component: Pwp2p-containing subcomplex of 90S preribosome; small-subunit processome. The transcript has 7 exons. Gene Ontology annotation, molecular function: protein binding.
AUGAAAGAAGGUAAAUUAAAAUAUAAAAAAUUGGUAAUGAAUAAAACAUUAAAAAAGAAACGCAUACCUUCGAAAAUAUUGUAUAAUCGAAAAUAUACUACGCCUUUAAAACGAAAACGUAAAAAUGAAUAUGAUCCAAAAGAAGAGGCCAGGUUAGAAAGAAUCGUAUUUGGGGAUCCAAGUGAUAUCAUAAACAAUUUAUCAACCAACCAGGAUUUUGUUGAAUCUGAUAUUGACAAGAAUGACUGUGAUACGUCUGUAAAUAAUGAUUUGUGUGUACAAGCUGAUAUUUAUGAAGAACAUUGUAAAAGAGCAGCAUGGAUUGAUGAAGAUGAUGCUCAUUAUUCUAUACAAGAUGCUGCAAAAGCACAGAAUCGUAAACUAGCCAACGAUGUGCCAGAAAAGUUAUAUAAAGAUUUCUUAUGUAACAAAUAUAAACAGCUUUUGGGUAAUCCAAAAUGGGCUAAACUUGAAAAAAUUGAUAAAGAAAGUGAUAACUUAGAUAAUGAAAUAUUAAAGCAUAGUUGUCAUUUAGAAAAACCUACAAUAAAAAAUUUACCGAAGAAUAUAAUUGAUAUAAAAGCAUUGUUACCAAUUAAUAAACAAACGCAUACAGAAGGCCCCAUUGUAUCAAGUGUUGAAUUCCAUCCAUCCUCUACUGUAGCCCUGGUUGCUGGUACAUCUGGAGUUCUGUCACUUUUUCAAGUAGAUGGUAUUGAAAAUAAUAAAUUACAUACAAUGCAUUACAAGAAGUUUCCUAUUAGUACAGCAAAGUUUUUGAGAAAUGGUACAGAGAUAUUGGUUGGUUCCCAAUACUAUGCACAUUGUCAUUCCUACAAUUUGAUAAGUGGAAAAACAAAUAGAAUACUAUUACCACACGGAAUUACUAAUAUGCAGAAAUGCGAUGUAUCUCCAGAUGGAAAAAUAUUAGCACUUUGUGGACGAUCAGGUGAAAUUUUUUUAUUAACAGCUUCAUCUAAAGAGCUUAUUAGCACCUUGAAAAUGAAUGCAAGGUGUAGAGCAUUAGCCUUUACACCAGAUAGUAACACACUUAUUACACAUGGUGACAGUAAUGAAAUGUACAUUUGGGAUGUAAAUAGCCGUCUAUGUAUACAUCGAGCUAUAGAUGAUGGAUGUUUAUCUUGUACCUCCAUUGCAAUGUCUCCAAGCAGUCAAUUUUUAGCAACAGGUAGUAAAGAAGGUGUAGUUAAUAUAUAUGAAGCUAAGACUGUGUUGCAAAAUCAAAAUCCUGUUCCUAUAAAAAUUAUUCUCAAUUUUGUAACAUCAAUUACAAGUUUAAAAUUUAAUGCUUAUUCUGAAAUCUUAGCAAUGGCUUCAGAUAAAAAACAUAAUGCUUUUAAAAUGAUGCAUUUACCAUCGUUUACUGUUUUCUCAAAUUUUCCCACGUUUCAAACAAAUAUGUCAAUGCCUAAAGUCAUUGAUUUUUCACCAAGUAGUGGCUAUUUAGCAAUUUCCAACAAAUCAGGUAGUGCCUUUUUAUACAGAUUGAAACACUAUGGGAAUUACUAAAUAAUUAUUAUUU